AUGGGCUCUUUCCAAUCCAGAGCAGGUUCUGGACCUCAAAUCCAUUCCCCCCGCCACUCUUCCAUCAGUGGUCGUAUUCACUUUGAUUCUCCAGGAAUCAACAGCAACCGGUCCCUACGAUCUUUGCGCUCUCGCAGUAGCAUCGCAUCGUUAGCUGCGGGAGAAAAGACCCCCUUGGUCGCCAGGAUCGAAGAUGCUCGCCUGUUGGGUGAAGGUGUGAUUGAAAAGGCCAGUCCGCCACUGGCUCUUUGGAUUGGACCUGCCUUGGCAUGUGCUCUUUGCUAUGCCUUGUACAACAUCUUUAUAAAGAAGGGAUCUGCAUCCAUCAACCCUAUCCUGGGAGGUGUCAUUCUCCAAUUUGUGGCCGCUCUUCUGGGCUGCGUUUUGUUGGGAGGUGUGGUCUUGUAUCAUACCCAAAUUGCUGAGACUGGUGCGGAAGGCGAGGAUGAGGAUUUCUUGAUGUGGGAUUGGACAGGUGUACAGUGGGCCAUUUUGGCAGGAUUUGCUGUUGGUGCUGCCGAAAUGAUUUCAUUUUGUGUCAGUGGAAUGGGUGUCCAGGCCAUGCAAUCCAUUCCCAUUAUCAUUGGUGGCAGUGUCAUGUUCGGUACUGUCCUGGGAUUCCUGACAUUGGGAGAGACGCUGACGGUGCGAGGAUGGAGUGGAGUUGUCAUGAUUGCCAUCGGCAUCAGCCUGGUCGGAAUGGAUGACGAAGGUGAAGGCCUCUAA
This is a messenger RNA of Seminavis robusta, 726 nucleotides long. The record is from the annotation of a GenBank genome assembly. Lineage: Eukaryota; Bacillariophyta; Bacillariophyceae; Naviculales; Naviculaceae.